Messenger RNA from Candidozyma auris, 828 nucleotides. Its product is annotated as putative GTPase. Gene Ontology annotation, molecular function: GTPase activity. Gene Ontology annotation, cellular component: cytoplasm. Lineage: Eukaryota; Fungi; Ascomycota; Pichiomycetes; Serinales; Metschnikowiaceae. The record is from RefSeq and is a predicted model, not a curated record. Bases 1 to 828 code for a protein of 275 amino acids. The transcript is spliced from 2 exons.
AUGGCGUAUCCCUCUUGUGCAUUAGACAUACGUGAUACGAUAUCGAUAGACCAAGUUAUGACAAAGCAUGGCCUCGGGCCUAACGGCGCACUCGUUCACUCAUUUGAGAGUAUGUAUGAAAAUACCUUGAAAGCGUUUGCCAAAGCGAUCGAAGAUUUGAGUUCAUCUGGUAAUUAUCUCAUAUUCGAUUGUCCCGGGCAAGUUGAGCUUUUCACUCAUGAGAAAUCAUUUCACCGAAUCUUUGAUGUGCUUACUUCGAAAUACGAUGCACGACUAUGCGUUGUUUCCUUGGUAGACUCCGUCUAUUUGACCAAUGCUACACAGUAUAUUUCCAUUACAUUGUUGACUUUAAGAUCAAUGUUGCAGCUCGGAUUGCCGCAAGUUAAUGUAAUUUCGAAGAUAGACAAGUUAAAGGAGUACGGAAUCCUUCCUAUGCCUCUUGAUUAUUACACUGCGGCUGAAGACCUUCAAUGUCUUGAUCAGCAAAUUCAAGAAGAAUCUAGUGGUAAAUUGGGGAAAAACCUAGUCAAACUCACGAAACUUGUUGGCCAUGUCGUUGAAGAUUUUGGCAUAGUGAAUUACGAAGUAUUGUCUGUUGAGGACAAAAGGCUGAUGAUGAAUUUGCUCGAGAAGAUUGAUAGGGCUAACGGUUAUAUCUUCGGAACGAAUGAGCUAAGUGGGGAUUCUCUUUGGCGUCAAGCAGUGUUCAACGGACAAAGUUUUCAAGACGAUAAUGUCACUCUUCAAGAACGAUGGAUCGAUCAAAAGAGUUAUUUUGAUGGCGUACAAAGAACUGAGAAUAAAGACCUUCAUUCGACGACCUUGUAA